CUUCUUCAUCCAUCUCUUACCACGAGAAAAAGGCGAACUGAACUAGCCCGGGGCAGAAUGGAGAAGCUCUCCACUCGUGGGGAUAAUAUAAAGUGAAAUAUGGAUGGCUUCGUUUAGAAGAAAGCCCAUGUUCGGCUCCCCUUGGGCAACCUUCCUCAUCGCCGCACCGGUUCUGCUUUUCUUCGGACUCCUGGUACUUCUCGUCCUCCAGACAGAGCACACCAUGUCCACUACUCUCUUUCCCAAGGUUCAGUCGCUUCUGGCGACCAUCGCUGCCAUUUCCGGGUUCGGAUCUGCCGCUUCGGCACAGUCGGUCGACGUGAGCUGGUACCCUCCCGCUCAGUCGCAAAUCAACCGCAACUUCACCCAGCUGCUGCACUCCGAGGGGACCUGGGGCUUUAUUUAUGACUCGUCCGAGACCCCCGACGGGGAGUAUGGGACGUACAACUGGUGCAAUAUGCCCCAUGUGAGGAAGACCGAGUACGUCAAGCCGUCACACGAGUACGAGUUGCAGUACGUUGAGCUGAUCCACCGCCAUCACAAACGGACUCCGUACUCGUCCAACGCGUUUCCCGUCGAACCCUACCGGUGGGACUGCGACGAGCAAGGGCUCUUCUACUACGGCGAGAGUCUCGACGGCACCCAGCACUCGGCCCGUACUUAUUGGAAGGUGUACAUCUCGCCCGUCAACCCUUUCGUACCCUCGGGUUGGAUCGGCACCUGCCAGUUCCCCCAGAUCACCACCGAAGGGCUCGACGAUUCGUACGUCCACGGUGCAGACCUCUUCCAAGUCUACCAUGACCUCCUCGGCUUCCUCCCCGGCCGUGACGACGAGGAUUGGCCGACCAAGGUCAAGUACCGCGUCACGAACAACCAGAUCACCAGCCAAGUAGCCGGUCUCCUGAUCAGGGGCAUGUGGGGUGACGCUGCUGCCGACCGCAUCGGACUCGCCAUCCAAGCCUCCGCCGUCGACAGCCUCGAACCCAGGUACAGCUGCCCCGCCGGCUCCUCCCUCUUCAACCGCAUCCGUUCCCGCGACAACCCCCGAUGGGCCGCCCACCUCCGUGCCGCGGGGGACCUGUACACCGUCCUCGACGACCUCGCCGGCGUGCCAGCCGACAACGAGGGGUUCCACGCCUCCUUCGAUCCGUACUACGACAACCUGUCGGCGCGCCAAUGCCACGGCAAACCGCUGCCGUGCAAGCUCCUCGUCGAGGGGGACGGGGACGGGGACGGGGACCAGGACCAGGACCAGGACGAGGACCCAGGGCAGCAGCAGUGCAUCACGCAAGACCUCGCCGACACGGUCUACCGCAUCGGAAACUGGGAGUACUCCCACAUCUACCGCGACAGCCCCGAAACCCUGGCCGCCAGCGCCGCCACCUACGGCGUCUGGCUUGCCGAGCUGGCCGCCCACCUGCGCGACGUCGUCGACGGCCGCCGCCACGACGACGACGACGACGACAACGGCAACGCCAUCUACUACCACAACAUCGCCCACGACGGGUCCGUCUCGCGCCUGCUCUCCUUCCUCCAGCUCGACACCAUGGUCUGGCCCGGCAUGGGCGCCGAGGUCGUCUUCGAGCUGUACCGGAAACGAACCGGCGAUGCCGCGCCUUCUUCCUCUGUUUCUUCGUCGCCGGCUCCCACCUCGGGCUGCUGCGGCGGCAGCAGGCCUUCCGCCCGUACCACUCGGAGAGAAAACGAAAGCGAGAGCGGGUGGUACGUGCGCGUGCUGUUUGGCGGACAGCUCUUCAAGUCGUCCAGUCCGACACUGGGUCUCUUGGACAUGAUCCCUAUCGAGACCCUCCUGGCCUACUUUGAUGGUUUGGUCGGGGAAAACGCCAGUUUGGUCAAGGAAAACUGCGGCUUCAGGUAGAGGGACGAGAGUGAGAGGCCCAUCACCAUCCAUCCGGUUUACACGAGAUGUUUGGGAGAGAAGUUCCAGGUCGAUUUACGAAGUUGGUAAUCUCUAUGUAGCAGUGGCAUAAUGGCGCCACUGGGUUUCGUAUACAGACUAUCGUAAUGCCUGCUUGCCUGUCCUUGAUAA
Sodiomyces alkalinus F11 is the source of this 2050-nucleotide messenger RNA. RefSeq names its product phosphoglycerate mutase-like protein. Lineage: Eukaryota; Fungi; Ascomycota; Sordariomycetes; Glomerellales; Plectosphaerellaceae. The transcript is spliced from 2 exons. The record is from RefSeq and is a predicted model, not a curated record. Gene Ontology annotation, molecular function: phosphatase activity. The coding region runs from base 128 to 1879 and encodes 583 amino acids. Gene Ontology annotation, biological process: dephosphorylation.